Molecule: messenger RNA, 586 nt
Organism: Caenorhabditis elegans
Lineage: Eukaryota; Metazoa; Nematoda; Chromadorea; Rhabditida; Rhabditidae
Gene: trx-1
Product: Thioredoxin-1
Exons: 4
Coding region: 62-406 (114 amino acids)
Molecular function (GO): protein-disulfide reductase activity
Source: RefSeq, marked reviewed
AUAAAUAUCAUACUGAGACUGACUCAGUUUUUAUUUGAAUUUUCUACACUUGUAUUUCAUCAUGUCUCUCACCAAGGAGCCUAUUCUGGAGCUUGCUGAUAUGAGUGACUUUGAGCAAUUGAUCCGUCAACAUCCGGAGAAGAUCAUUAUUCUUGAUUUCUAUGCAACUUGGUGCGGACCAUGCAAAGCAAUUGCACCAUUAUACAAAGAAUUAGCUACAACUCACAAAGGAAUCAUCUUCUGCAAAGUUGAUGUCGAUGAAGCGGAAGAUCUUUGUUCCAAAUAUGAUGUCAAGAUGAUGCCGACUUUCAUUUUCACCAAGAAUGGAGACGCAAUUGAGGCACUGGAAGGCUGCGUUGAGGACGAACUGCGUCAAAAAGUGUUGGAGCACGUAUCUGCUCAAUGAUCUUCGACCAUCUGCUUUUAAACCAAUCAUCUGCUCAUUGAGCUCUUCCGCUCCCCCUACAAUUAAACCCCGCUCAACGGCCAAAUUUUUGAUGUUCGACAAAUUUUUAUUCAUAAUAAUUAUAUAUCUUAAAAUGCGUUUGAUUUGAUGAGUUCAAUUCCACAUAAAUGAAAUUUGAAU